AUGACUACUGCAAACUGCGGCGCCCACGACGAAUUCGACUUCAAGCUGAUCUUCGGGGAGGACGGGCAGCCCCCGCCGCCCCUACCCCCGGGGCCCGCAGAUACUGAACAAGCUGAUUGUGCGUCCAUUUACAUCUUUAAUGUAGAUCAGCCUCCAUCAACUGUAAACCAGCCAAUUUGCAUUCCUCACCAUGGAUUACAGCCUCACACCUCAGUUUUGUCAUCACCUCUUCAUCUGCAAGGUCAUAAAAACUAUGAAGGAAUUGGUGAGAUUCCUGAAUCUAAGUAUAGUCCACUAGGUGGUCCCAAACCUUUUGAAUGUCCUAGUAUUCAAAUUACAUCCAUUUCUCCCAAUUGUCAUCAAGGAAUAGAUGCUCAUGAAGAUGAACUGCAUACAAAUGGCUCAGAAAGUGAUUAUUUGGAAAGACCUUCUAGAGAUCAUCUCUAUCUUCCACUUGAACCAUCAUACAGGGACUCAUCCCUUAGUCCAAGUCCUGCCAGCAGCAUAUCUUCCAGGAGUUGGUUCUCAGAUGCCUCUUCUUGUGAGUCUAUAUCUCAUGUUUAUGAUGAUGUAGAGUCUGAGCUCAAUGAAGCUGCUGCCCGAUUUACACUUGGGUCUCCUUUAGCUUCUCCUGGUGGUUCUCCAAGAGGUCCUGGUGAUGAAUCUUGGCCACAACAGUAUGGAUUUGGACAUUCAUUAUCACCUAGACAGUCUCCUUGUCAUUCUCCUAGAACUAGUAUCACUGAUGAAAAUUGGCUUAGCCCUAGACCAACAUCUAGGCCUUCAUCAAGACCUACCUCCCCAUGUGGGAAGCGACGACACUCCAGUGCUGAAAUUUGUUAUGCUGGUUCACUCUCACCUCAUCAUUCACCAACCCACUCUCCUGGCCAUUCCCCCAGGGGGAGUAUAACAGAAGAUACAUGGUUAAGUACUUCUCUCCAUGGUGUGCAAAGCCUGAGUCCUGCACACUUUCCAUUUCAGUGCUGUGCAGAGACUGAUAUCCCUCUAAAAACAAGAAAGACCUCUGAUGAUCAGACUGCUACUUUACCAGGAAAAAUAGAUGUCUGUUCAGAUGACCAAGGAAAUUUGUCACCAUCCCUAGAGGCUACCAUAGAUGAUAGUCCUGGGUGUCAGCAUCCUUUAAAGAAAGAUUUAUCUAGUGACCAAUUUCUUUCAGUUCCUUCACACUUUACCUGGAAUAAACCAAAGCCUGGCCAUACCCCUAUAUUUCGCACAUCCUCAUUGCCUCCUCUAGAUUGGCCUUUACCAACUCAUUUUGGACAGUGUGAACUGAAAAUAGAAGUACAGCCUAAAACCCAUCACCGAGCCCACUAUGAAACUGAAGGGAGUCGUGGUGCAGUAAAAGCAUCUACUGGAGGACAUCCCGUUGUGAAGCUCCUGGGCUAUAAUGAAAAACCAAUAAAUCUACAGAUGUUCAUUGGAACAGCAGAUGAUCGCUACCUACGACCACAUGCUUUCUACCAGGUGCACCGAAUCACCGGGAAAACUGUUGCUACUGCUAGCCAAGAAAUAAUAAUUGCCAGCACAAAAGUUUUAGAAAUUCCACUUCUUCCUGAAAAUAACAUGUCAGCAAGUAUUGAUUGUGCAGGUAUUUUAAAACUUCGCAAUUCAGAUAUAGAACUUCGAAAAGGAGAGACUGACAUUGGCAGAAAGAAUACUAGAGUGCGUCUUGUCUUUCGUGUACACAUCCCCCAGCCUAGUGGAAAAGUCUUGUCUCUGCAGACUGCCUCUAUCCCUGUUGAAUGCUCACAACGAUCUGCUCAAGAACUUCCUCAGAUUGAGAAGUACAGUAUCAACACUUGUCCAGUAAAUGGAGGUCAUGAAAUGGUGGUGACUGGAUCGAAUUUUCUUCCAGAAUCCAAAAUCAUCUUUAUUGAAAAAAGCCAAGAUGGACGUCCUCAAUGGGAAGUAGAAGGAAAAAUAAUUAGGGAAAAGUGUCAAGGGGCGAACAUUGUCCUUGAAGUUCCUCCAUACCAUAACAGAACAGUUACAGCUGCGGUGCAGGUGCAGUUUUAUCUUUGUAAUGGCAAGAGGAAAAAAAGCCAAUCUCAACGUUUUACUUACACACCAGUUUUGAUGAAACAGGAGCAUAGAGAAGAGCUGGAUUUGUCUUCAGUUCCAUCUUUGUCCGUGCCUCAGAGUGGCAGUAUUCAAGGCCUACAUGCUGCCCAGACAUCAUCGCCUUCCUCAGAUCCAGGGCAACCACAUGACAGUUUAUUGCCUAGAAAUCUUGUCUGUCCAGUCCAACAACCAUAUACAUCAAUGGUGACCUCCUCAGCAUCCCAUUUGUCUCAUUUGCAGAGUAGAAACAUUAGUCCUGGUGAAGAAUGUCAUGUAAUGCCUUCUGUAUUACACCAGUCUUUUCAAGCCCCAUCAGCACCUCCUGUGAGGUCUUCCUACCAGCCUAUGCAAACUAAUGUUAUGUACAAUGGACAGACUUGUCUUCCCAUUAAUGUUGCCUCUAGUCAAGGAUUUGAUACAAAUUCAUUUCAACAGGAUACAACUGUACCUAAUUUAAUAAAUCUUAGUUGUCAACCUCUGCCACCCAUACAGUUUCAUUCUUCAAAUUCAGGGUCACUGUCAGCAUCUGUUCCAGGAGCAGGACAUCCCUUAGUGCAUACAGCUCCGUCAGGGCAGUCAUUGCCUCACCUGCAGCCAGUGGGAUACCAUUGUUCAAACCUAGGACAGGGUCCUGUUACUUCUACAACAAACCAGGCCCUGGGACAGCCUUCUUCUCAGUUACAACCUGGAGCAUACCACAGUUCAAACCCUGGAUCUACUACAACUUCCUCACCAACACCGUUGGUCCAUUCAGCCCUCUCUGGACCCCCAUCUCCUCAGUUACAGCCUAUGCCUUAUCAGUCUCCAAGCUCAGGACCUGCUUCCUCCCCAUCUCCAACUACCAUAACUCACUCUGGGCAACCUUCACCUCAAGCACACAGUCCUUCUGUCCCUUCAUCAUUAGUCUGUCAGCAUAGAUGUGAUUCAUCUUCCUUUUCACCUGAUGGAGCAGCAAUGAACAUUAAACCUGAUCCUGAAGAACAGGAAUUGAAUUUUGAAACGAUUGGUCUCCAGGAUAUUACAUUAGAUGACGUGAAUGAGAUCAUAGGAAGAGAUAUGUCCCAGAGAUCAGUUUCACAAGGAGCAGCAGUGACAAUUCAGCCACGUCAAGAGGUCCCUGACUCACUGGAUUCAAGAAUAUCAGAUGGAGUCCAAGAAUGAUGGCUCUUGAAGCUAUAGAUGUUCAUUAACACCCGUGUACCUCCCGGAAUAACUCUCUUCUACCACCUCUUCAUUGACUUAUUGUGCUUCCAAUUCUGUGGCCUUCAUGAACUGGAACUGUGUAGUCUUUGCAUUGCCCCUUUUGUGGGGGCCUUUUUUUGACAUAGGGACAGCAUUUCUAAAUCUCGUUCCUAGGACAGUGUAUAAAUGAACUUUGUAAAAAUGAAAACAAACAAUGUAGGAUAUUUGUGCUAUUUAAAAGUGAGCUUUGCUUUUUCUGCAUUUAAAGAGAAUACUUUUAUAUUGGGGUGCUUUAAAAGUGUGAAGGUGCGUGCUCCGAUAAUCCCAGGCACAGCCCUGAAUUAGAAGAAUGAUUGAAUUCCUCUUCUCUAUGCAGCUUUUUUUUAGGCAAGUGUCAUAAAUAGUUAGGAGUGGUUCCUACAGCUUCUUGCCACUAGAAAGACCUUCAGCUUUGAUGUUUUAAAAAAAGAACUUCGACAAGAAAAUCUUCCAGGGGCAGAGACCCACUAGCCAAAGCCUCUGAAUAUAGAUGACGUCAUGGGGGAUGUUGUAGAUUGAUAGGGAGUAAGUGGAAAUGUAGCUCUGCACAUCUUUAUAAAUGUAGAGUAUUGUUUGAUAGAUUGAGAAGAGACCAUUCCAUCAUUGCAAGUGUUGGAAUAUGAAUGACAUUCCAAAAUGUAAACGUUGUGUAACUUUGCAGGUAAUUUCCCCAUAUUCUUCUCACACAUGCUCCAUACUGAAAUAGUUUUCCUUAUUCAGAGCCUUUCUCAGAAUGAUUGUGUUGACACACAUAUAUAGCUAUAUAGAGAUGUAAAAGUUGGGAUUUUGACAGAAAUCUCUCAUUUUCAAAGCCACUUUAGAAACAGAAAAUAGAGAAGUAUUUGUAGGUGCUUUUGUGGUCUGUUCUGGCUGAAAUUCUUCUUUGCAAUCCAGUCCUCUUCUAGGGGUUCUUGGCUUUUGGGUUCUGAUUAGAGGCAUUGAUUAUUCUUCAGGCCUUCCCCUAAGAACCUGUCUAGAUGCAUCAGGGUCCAUCUGUCUUUGAAUCCAAAAGUUUAGGUGUAAAAGUUGUGUUGGUAAGAGCAAAGAAAGCAUUUAUGCUUAAGUAUAAUGGAGUAAGAGCUAUUUUAAGUAAAGUAGGACAGAACAACAGAACUUUUGCCUCCUAUUAGAAUCGAGGGAGAUGGAUCUGUCGAGCUGGUAUUGUAGGCCAGGGCUGCCACCCAGGCUUGAAAAUGGGUCCUUUUUACUUCAUCAGUUCUAUAUGCUGAUCUAAUUCCAACAUUACUUCCAUCUAUGUUAAUAGCUUUUUUUUCCCUAAUGUAAGAGGCUUUUCCCCUUUGAGUUGGUCUUCACAGACUUCAUCCUUAAUAGAACAAAAUAAACAACACUUAGAAAAUUUUCUCAGCUUUUUCAAGGUGGUACAUUGUAAACUUUAAGUCUGAAUUUGCCUUCAGAGCCCCAACCUCAAAGGCCACCUGACAUGUCAGACCCUCCAUCAUCUUCUAUAAGGAGCUUAGGAGAAACCGUGGAACUCAGUUGUUCCUAAGCUGUUAAGUUGACAUGAAAUAUAGUCAUGUUAUUUUCCACUGGUAAGUAAAUGCAGCUUCACAAACCAGGGAAAUUGUGCUGUGGCUGACAUAACUUUGGGAUGAUUACCACUAACUAGUAACCAAGCACUUCUCAAUAAGAAGCAAAGUAAUCCAUGAAGGCUGAUGAGAUCUAACCUGGUGCCACGCGUACUUUGUGAGAAGGCACAACCUUCCUGGGGGUGAAUCGAAGAUUCCUCAGAUACUUCCUCUGUUCUCUUCAGGAUAAAGAAGUUUAUUUGAUAUUUUUAAACAUCAUUGGCCCAUAGUAUUUUUCAGAAAGGGCAUGCCAUUUCAAGUGGGGAAACUGCCCUUUGUGAAUCAACUGUCAUCACACAUUAACCCAUGGUCAUUGUAGAGGACUUUUUAGAAGUUGAUUUUUGUAAUUCCAAGAGUGGGUUUGUCUUCUGAACACUUCGAUUUUAUCUUCUUUGAUGAGUGCUGUUCACCUUUUCACCACUAAGCAGUCUGCUCCUAGGAUUGAAGAUGAAGGAACUAGAGGGAGCCCCCUGCUAGCUGUGUCUAGGCUGCCCCUACCCUGGUGAAGGUGCUCCUAAGCCUCACCUACUGUUGGCAGAAGUCUCCUAACUGUGAAGGAUCUGUCUCUGAGGCCCUUUAGUGGGGAUCUGCCUGGGCAGACAGCUGCUGGGAAGGAACGCUCUCAGUUAAACUCCUGCAACUGAUCCCUAGCGUCCCUCACCCAUCCAGGUGCUCUGCGCGAGGGCCAGUAUGAAAGCCUGUACAAUCCCGAGUUGCUAUGCACUAAAUUUUCUGAUGCCUUUAAAUACCUUGAUGCCUGUAGACCUAGAAAUGCUUUCCUGUGUAAAAUUAAAAUAGAGCUUUGGAUAUUAUGUAAACGGUUUUGUAUCUGCCUUUUAAAAGCUUCCGUACAAGGGUCUUAAUAUUUUUGUGGCUUGUAUCCUAAAGACUGUUAAAAAUUUCCUUGUGCAAUGUAAUGGUAUAAAAAGCACACAACCCUCCUUUGUCAGGCUAUGCAAAUGAAGUCUCCAUAGUACCCUGGGCCAGCCUGGUGGCAGACCCUGGACUCGGUCUGGAGACGGGUAGAGGGUUAUUAGCCACUGGGGGUGGGGGGCAAGGAAGGGACGAAAUGACAAGCCCAUGGAUCUGUGCGUUUGACAGGUGGGCUGUGAGGAAUCUCCUGAAAAAUCCCCAGCGUCCAUUAGCCGGCUCCAGGUUGGUGGAACAACUCCUCGGCAAACCAAAGAGAAAAAGGGCCUGACGGCCGAGCCGCCCCUGAUGCUUUGAAACUAUUUUUGAUAUUCAGAAUGGACGUCAUUCCUCGAGGCUUAGAGAUGGGUCCGCAAACUUUUAUAUUUAAAGAAAAGAUUCAUACAACUGUGCUAGAUCAUGUUUACAGAGCUAUGUAUUGUAAUUUCAUGUACAUUUUGUAUUUCAGACGUUUUGUAAGUUUUAUGAUUGCAGUGCUACUUGCAUAAAACAAAGGGAAGAACUAGCAUUUGAGGCUUUUCAAUCAUAGUGCUGAAAUAAAUGAUGAAAGAUCAAA
This is a messenger RNA of Gracilinanus agilis (Agile Gracile Mouse Opossum), 6375 nucleotides long. It is a transcript of the gene NFATC3, whose product is annotated as nuclear factor of activated T cells 3. Gene Ontology annotation, molecular function: RNA polymerase II cis-regulatory region sequence-specific DNA binding; DNA-binding transcription factor activity, RNA polymerase II-specific; transcription factor binding. The coding region runs from base 1 to 3243 and encodes 1080 amino acids. Gene Ontology annotation, biological process: calcineurin-NFAT signaling cascade; regulation of transcription by RNA polymerase II; cytokine production. The record is from RefSeq and is a predicted model, not a curated record. Gene Ontology annotation, cellular component: transcription regulator complex. The transcript is spliced from 10 exons. Lineage: Eukaryota; Metazoa; Chordata; Mammalia; Didelphimorphia; Didelphidae.